CUUCAGUUCCAUGGCUGCGUCCCAAGUUUCGGUUUUGAAGAUGAGGACUCUUCUUUUUGGGGUUAUUCUUGGACUUCUUGCUGUUGUCCACUCAACACCUCUCAAUACUGUGACUCAGAUCCCCUCCAAAGCUGAGGAUGAAGUCAUCAGAGAGGCCGCGACUGAAGGAUUCCUCAUCGAAAACUUUUUGCUCCCUAAAACGUACACAACCGUUCAGGUGUCCGAGCAGCCGACCUCUGAGAGUGGCAUGAUUGAGGGCAGCGGAGAGGAGCCCAGCGACCAGUCCACGACCUCCGUGACCCUCCAGUUUGGAACCACAACUGUUUCUCCUGCUCUGAGCUCUGCCUCCACAGCCUUGCCAAGUUACACUGACGACUCCAGUUCAGGUUCAUUCACCACCCAAAUGCCCGACCUCGGCUCGACCUCGGCGCCAAACAAAGCCCAGUCAAGCGUCACCCCGGACCACAUCUUGGCCUCUCAAACCACUGACCAGGGUUCUGGAGAAGGGUCUGGAUAUGGAGUCUCCACUACUACUACAAGCUCCAGUAUGACCUCCAGCUCCAACUCAGAAACUAGCGCCCCAUCGUCAUCCACAGCGGUGUUUGGAAUCAGCAAAGGCUCAAGCGUAGGUGUGGGAUCAGGACGGGACCCCAGUGAAGAGCCAACAUCUAUUAGAAACAAAAAAUUGUUUUCUAUUGUUUAUGAAAAAAACAGACAAGAUAUUACACCGGCAGCUUCCAUAGGAGGCAGUACACCAGGCUGGAUGAUCAUCGUUGGUUUUAUUGUUGGUCUUGCAUCACUGGUAAUGCUCUUCGUCGCCAUCGCCACAAGAGACAAGUGGAAUGGACCGAGCCAGGUUUCCAAGCUCGUGGCUCAAACUAACAACGUAAACCAGCAGAAGGAGGUGGAGAUGGAGACGUUCCUGCCCAAAGACAAUCCCAAGGAGAACGGACACACGGCAGAGUACACAGUCAUCCCCCUGGAAGAGCUUCCGGAGAAUCAUUCAUCACACUGAAGUUUUGGAAACAUGACCCUCUGGAGGUUUUAGACUCAUCACAGAACCACAAGACUGAGAUUUGAUCAGGACAAACCUGUUGGGGCUGUUGAGCAAAAAGGUUUCUGUGGACUUUCGCAAGUCUGAGCCAAGUCCCCAAAACUCUCCAAAAAUCAUAUCUUUGCUUUAAAACAAACAUUUCCUGGUUGUUGCUUUUAUUUUAUUCUUUUAACUGUAAAAUACAAAACCGGUCGGGUAUGUUGCUCAAAUGCCCUUUAUUUCAAGUCUUAACUGUGUCUUUUUCUUUUGUAAAUAUUGUCUUAAACUUAGAGGUCUGUUAAUGGAUGGACACGAGGAAAAAUAUGUGUCCAUUAUGGUGAAUUUUUUUAUAAAGUAUUCUUAUUAUUAAUAUUAUUUUAAAUCCUUUUGCAAAAACGUGAUUGACGACUGUGUUGUGGAUUGUAACUUAUAUUAAGCUGUUCUGUUGUUUUCCCUUCAUCCAUUAAAGAAGCUCUGUGUAU
Messenger RNA from Anoplopoma fimbria (sablefish), 1515 nucleotides. It is a transcript of the gene cd44a, whose product is annotated as CD44 molecule (Indian blood group) a. The record is from RefSeq and is a predicted model, not a curated record. Bases 11 to 1015 code for a protein of 334 amino acids. The transcript has 5 exons. NCBI's taxonomy places the organism in Eukaryota, Metazoa, Chordata, Actinopteri, Perciformes, Anoplopomatidae.